UUGGAGAGGUGGUUUUAUCUAGGCGCUGUUGACCAAAAGUAUUCCUUGCUGGCUGUCCUAUAGAACAUAACUCCAGGGUAUCUGUUAAUCUGUCCCUUCUCCAGUUAAAGUCCCUCGUAAUUUUCGUUUGCUGGAAGAACUUGAAGAAGGUCAGAAAGGAGUAGGAGAUGGUACAGUAAGCUGGGGCCUCGAAGAUGAUGAAGAUAUGACGCUUACAAGGUGGACGGGCAUGAUUAUUGGGCCACCAAGGACAAAUUACGAAAACAGAAUAUACAGCUUGAAAGUAGAGUGUGGGCCUAAAUAUCCAGAAGCACCUCCAACAGUUAGAUUUGUAACUAAAAUUAAUAUGAAUGGAAUAAAUAAUUCCAAUGGAAUGGUGGAUGCACGGAGCAUACCAGUGUUAGCAAAAUGGCAAAAUUCUUAUAGCAUUAAAGUUGUACUUCAAGAGCUAAGGCGUCUAAUGAUGUCCAAAGAAAAUAUGAAGCUUCCACAACCUCCAGAAGGACAAACAUACAACAAUUAAUUUUAGCUGAAUCCCAAACUUGUCUUAAAACAACUUCUACUUAUGUUAAUGUCUUGAUUCAAUCUCACAAUGCAAACUACCCACACAUUAAGAGUUUCUUCUGGUGUACAUGAUCUGGACAUAUGAAAGAAUAUAUAUAUAUAUAUAUAUAUAUGUAUGCCCCAUAUGUUUUCAGGCACAAUCAGAGAGAAAAGGCAGCACAUUUUUUUCCUCUUUAGCAAGGCACUAUCAUUUUAACAUAAGCCUGAAGUAGCCUAAAAUUGGAGCUCCAGUGUUUCAAGACGAAAGCAUGACAAGAAGUAUCAGGUUGCUGUGGAGUAAGAUGUUUCAGAAAAACCUUCUCUCAAGAAGAAAAAAAUAAAAAUGGCAUGCUUUAUCCAUCUUGCUUUAGUAAAGAGCUGCAGAUGAAAUUGUUUUUAAAGUAGCGGGUACUGCAACAACCGUUGCUCAACUUGUUUAAUUUUUUGCAAAGGUGUGGGUGCUGACUGCUAGUAGUGUCACAGGAUACAGUCAGGAUUGUUUUGAUACUUGUAUUUAUAAAAUGGGGGAAUGAUUUUCUCUUAAGCGGCUCUUGUGUGUUACAUGUAAUGGACAUUGCAAAAUAUUUGUUUACAGUCUUUGUUCUAAUAAACCAUGCAUUUAAGUUUUAGUGAAACAAAAAAAAAAGAAAUAGGUGUAUGGAAAAUGUGAUUGAGAAUAAAGUUAGUCUUCAAAUGUAAAUAAAAUGUGGAAAGUAUCUCUGAGGCUGUGCCAUUUCUGUAUUAUGUAAUUUAUUGCUGUAGUACCUUGCACAGACAAGGAAUGAACUAACAUUGCUUCUUCUAAUCUAUGUACAACUUCCAUUUACUUUGUUUGAUUGACAAAGCUGCUGCUGGAACUAUUUCAGUGGAGCUGUUUGCUUCAUCCCGAGCUUAGCUUGUGCAAGUUUAACUUUUGUAAGACUUUGAAAACAGACUAAUUUUCUAGCUGUAACUUGCUGUUUUCAUGGCUGUUCACAUCGUAUGUCAAUUAUUCCCUAUUUAUCACAGUUAUUAAUAAUAUACCUGCAAAAAUGAAUGCAGUGAUUGGAGAGCUUCAUGUAUGGCCUUUGGAUAGCUUUGAUUUCAUGUUGCUGCUAGAAGAUUCAAGAUGCUUAGAUGGAUGGGGGAAGUUGUUGCAGUAUGAGGUCUAUUACUGUGACUGGGAUGGGGAUCAGUGUUUUAAUGAGUUCAGCAGUCCUGCACAUACAGUCCUUUUCCAGCAAAGGUAGAACACAACAAAGAGAUGUUAAUGAAGAGUUGUUGCUGUUGGCUGUUGAUAAUUCCCAAAGUAAAACUAGAAGCUGUAACCUCCACAGUUCUCCGGCCAUUGCAGGUAUACUGGUUACUUGUUCUUCUAUUCUGUUGAUUCCUUGAGUGUUAUAGAAACCCUACAAAUUCAAAGCAGGAAUCCAUUUUGUCCAUAACCUCUUUUUCAAUGGCAACUAGACAGUUUAUUCAGCAAGCAGACUAGCUGGCCAAGAGACCACCACCUUUUAUUUGGUCCAAGAAGCAAGAGCUUCGAAAUAAACUUCCUCUCAAUUGAAAGGUUUUAUUUAAUUACGAAUGCCAAUAAUCUCUGCUGGUUUGGACAAAUCUUGUGUUGAACUGAUUCUGUCUAUUCAGCUGAAUGGAGAAAGUGGGACAUAAGCUCCAAUAGAGCUAAUGGGAGUCCUAUUCUCCCUCACUUCAUGGAAUGAGAAAAGUAGAAUGUGUGAUUUUCAAAAAGGUCCCUUCCUGGUAAUUCCCAUACAUGUACUUUUUAGUGAAUAUCUGAAUGUUCCAACCACCACCCUUAAAUCUUCUGCGUUAUGAAGAUACGUGCCUGGAUAUGCAAAUUCUCUUGGGAGGUGGCCAUAGACAUGCAUAGGGAUAAAUCCAAAGAAAGUAAACUAAGUUUAGGAGACUCAGCAGAACAUAUGCAGAAACAUACUUGCUUUCAUUAUUACGGUUUAGCUUCUCUACCACCACCACCUACAUACUAUGAUGUUUUAGAACACACACAAUUGAUGAAAAACAGACUUGCCCCCUUGGAAAAAGAGCAACUGAUGCAGUAAAUUUUGCACUGGGUCAGCUUUUCCUAAGAUGAUGAUAGCAGAAUAGAACCUAAAACCCUCUGAUUCUUAACUACUCGGUCUAUUCCAUACACACAAAAGUUUGAUUCUGUACUAAGGAACUGAAAAUUUUGCAUAACUCUGCAUCUAAAAGAUUCAACAAAUUGUCAAAGGUUUUCCAUGCCAAAACAAGGGAAGUUAAGGAACGGUAUGUAUGUAAGUAGUCAUAAUACAGAUAGGAGGAGCCUGCUCUGUUAGAAGUCCUGUAUGACUUCAGAGUUUUCAAUAAUACUAUUAAUGCUUAUGUAACCAAGAAAGGGGGUGAAUUUUUUGGGUGUGUAACUUAAAAAUAAAGCCAAGGGAGAAGUGGAGGCUCCUUGGGAUUACAUAAGCAACUCAGUAUGUGUAAAGAAUUUACUGAAACCUGGCUUUGCAUAGCACAAAUAUUUGAUUACUUCACAUAGAUGAAUUGCAAAACACUUAGCAAUUCAAGAAGUACAUAAAACAUUAACCAGUAGGUAAGUGGUCUGGUUGUGGCCCUUUGUUCUGAAAAAAAAAACAAAAAAUGUUAAAUGUGCCUGGAAACAAAUGUUUCUAGUAUUGCUGAAUUCAAAGGGCAAUGGACUGGCCAGGAAUAUUGGCUGUUUGAGUCAUUACAGUAAUGUGUAUAUUAUUUUAUGUUGAUUGCUAUACAAUGUAACAGUUGUACUAAAAUUGUAAUUGGCUAUUUACCUGAUGUCAUUAAAAUGGAUUUACAUUGGGAAAUACAGUUGCUCCAUAAAUAGCUAAGAAUUGGCUAGUUUUCUGUUCAUGUGUUGGCCAAUUAAAAUUGGUCAAAAAUUUAGAAUGUUUCAUUUUUGUUUUUAAAAAGCAAAAUUUUACUUACUGUGUAGCUAUAUGACUGAUUCCUAUCUUUCUGAUGGGUGGGGAAGAAAGAGGCCUUGUUUCAUAGUGACACACACUAUCCCUUCCCCUCCAUAUGAGAAGUGCUGUUCUCGUCUCCAGUGGUCUUGGAGUGUGUCCAUUUCUUUAUACCUCUCACAUCUAUUGAGGCAAAUAAACUGGCAGUGUGCACCACUUUAGGAUAGCAGGAUUAUACAAAAUACCUGAAAUGCUGAGUGUAAACAAUAAACAAGCUAGUGAACUUUG
Eublepharis macularius is the source of this 3743-nucleotide messenger RNA. RefSeq names its product ubiquitin conjugating enzyme E2 V2 (gene UBE2V2). Bases 206 to 523 code for a protein of 105 amino acids. The transcript has 4 exons. NCBI's taxonomy places the organism in Eukaryota, Metazoa, Chordata, Lepidosauria, Squamata, Eublepharidae. Gene Ontology annotation, cellular component: nucleus. The record is from RefSeq and is a predicted model, not a curated record. Gene Ontology annotation, biological process: DNA damage tolerance; protein K63-linked ubiquitination.